GCGGCGGCGGAGAGCGCGGCGCGGCCCGAGCAGCCCUGGCUUUCCCCUCGUCGCGCGCCCGCGCCCCCUUCAGCGUCCGCAACCAGAAGCCCAGCUCGGCGCCCGGAGCCGGACCUGUCCCCGCGCCUCUCCCGGGACCGCGACCCCGGCCGCCCCGCGAUGACCGCGACCGCAGCCCUCCUGCACGUCCUGCUGCUCCUGCUGGCUUUCGGCCCCGACUCCUCUGGAGCUGAAUGCCUCCCGGUCUGCGACCCUAAAAAUGGAUUCUGCGUUGAUGAUGUGUGCAGGUGUCAGCCUGGCUGGCAGGGUGACCUGUGUGACCAGUGCGUGACCUUUUCUGGCUGUGUGAAUGGACACUGUGAAGAGCCCGGGGAGUGCAUCUGUGAGGAUGGCUGGGAUGGCAAACUCUGCAAUAUAGAUGUCCGUGCUUGCACCUCGACCCCCUGCGCCAACAAUGGCACCUGCAUGGACCUUGGAAGUGGCCACUAUGAGUGUGCCUGUGUUCCUGGGCACUCGGGGAAGGGCUGCCAGAAGAAGGACGGGCCCUGCGUGAUCAAUGGUUCCCCCUGCCAGCACGGAGGCACCUGCGUGGACGAUGAGGGCCGGGCCUCCCAUGCCUCCUGCCUGUGCCCCCCUGGCUUCUCAGGCAAUUUCUGCGAGAUCGUGGCCAACAGCUGCACCCCGAACCCGUGCGAGAACGGCGGCGUGUGCACCGACAUCGGGGGCGACUUUCGCUGCCGCUGCCCGGCUGGCUUCAUCGACAAGACCUGCAGCCGUCCGGUGACCACCUGCACCAGCAGCCCGUGCCUGAACGGGGGCACCUGCCUGCAGCACACCCAGGUGAGCUACGAGUGUCUGUGCAAGCCCCCGUUCACAGGCCCCACCUGCGCCAAGAAGCGCGAGGCGGGCACCCUACAGGUUCCCAGGGGCUACGGCCUGUCUUAUCGUGUGACCCCUGGGGUGCACGAGCUGCCGCUGCCGCAGCCCGAGCACCGCAUCCUGAAGGUAUCCAUGAAGCAGCUCAACAAGAGCACCCCUCUCCUCACCGAGGGCCAGGCCGUCUGCUUCACCAUACUGGGCGUGCUCACCGGCUUGGUGGUGCUGGGCACCGUGAUCAUCAUCUUCAUCAACAAAUGCGAGACCUGGGUGUCCAACCUGCGCUACAACAACAUGCUGCGCAAGAAGAAGAACCUGCUGCUGCACUACCACAAUGGGGAAGACAUGGCGGUGAACAUCAUCUUCCCCGAGAGGGUCAACGCAACCACCUUCGACAGGGAGGCCGGCGAGGAGGAGAUCUAAGUAGCGUUCCCAUGGGCCCCUCUUUAUUCUCGGGGUUCCGCAGAGCUCACCAUAUGCGGUCUGUGCUCAUCUUUGUGGUGGAAUUUGCUAUCUUUUGUGUCGAAUCUGGUGAACGCUAUGCUUACAUAUAUUGUCUUUGUGUUGCCGUGUGACAAACGCAAUGCUAAACAAAUCCUUCUUACUCUAUUAAUGCAUGAUUAUAAAUAAUAAGAAAAAUAAGAAUUUCAUCUCUAAACAAGUAAAAGAUAUAAGUAUGUUAUUCUAAACUCUAAGAUCAAAAAAUAUCAAAAAGACCAAAAAAAAAAAAAAAAACAAGGCAAAAGAACCAGGACCCAGUGCCGACACCCCUGACCCAGGGGUCUCGAACACAGGGCCCUUGUGCAACCAUUACAAGUUCUGUGCAUGACCGCUCACUGUGAAAAACUAAAAUCUCUUUCGUUCGUUAAUUCUCACGUGUCACAUCCGACUCGCACUCACAUCCAGCUCCACUGCAACCUUUUAGAUCUUUCUGAUUGGUUUGAGAUUUCAGAGUGCAGCGGUUUGUGUUUCAGGCAGAGAGAGCCCCGGGUUGGCAGCUAGGGGGUUGGGACCUUGGCCCAGCCCUGCCACUAACUCGCUGUAUGAUCCUUGGCGAGUCCCCAUCCCAGUCCCGGGCCCACUAUCAGGUCCCUCUCGAAGGAGGGGUUUGAACUCUCACCAUCAAGGUCCUCUCUGACCCUAGAACUCAGAAUUAGGAACAAAGCGUAGCUACCAAAACAUGUCCUGACCCUGAGCAUAGGGCCUGACCAAUUUCAAGUCCCAGCCUGGGAUCCAAAGGUUUUGGCCUAUCCUGGAAGUUCACUUGAUGUUGGAGAUGACCCUAGCUGCUUUUCUCAAAGCGGGAGCCUCCUGGCUCACUCCCCACGUGGGAGAAGUUGGCCCCUUUGAGGUGUAACAUGCCAUUUGGAGCUGCCACGUGGGCAGCUGGCCCCCACUCCUACCUUGGGCCCGCCCGACCCCUCGCCUACAGUGGAGCUCCUGCCCUGUAGAUUAGAGAUGUCUCUGAGAUUUAAGUGCACCUUGACCGUAAGUGCCCCUGGCAGAAUCUGAGCAGCAACACUGCCCUCACCGAGGUUUUCACAGACUGCCGUGGAAGUAGCUGCUUGUGGGGUGUUUUCUUGUCCUGUGGUCACAGUGGCCCGAGCCCUGGUCUACACAGCCAUGGGUUUGUGUCUGUGUUGCUAAGACUCCUCAGAUCCUGUAAGAUCUAUCCAGCUUCUGAAUUAUGAAUUGGACUUUUUUUUUUAAAGAGAGUAAUCUAUCUUUUUUGUAAAAACAGAAAGAAAUGGGACAGAGCUCUGUGUAGCUUUCUAACUCCUUUUAGGAUUGGCCAGCUACACAGCCCUUGGGUACCAGUUAGUUAUAUUUUGCUUCUUAAAUUUUUUGGAUAAGAAUCUCUAUUCUUAGCUUUACGGAGUAAGUAACGUGCCGUGUUGACCUCGCUGCAAGCCAUAGUCACCUUACCAUCACAGUCAUCAGCUCAUAGCCACUGCACUCAUACCUCACCACUCAUGGGUCAUGCGCCACUGUCAUCACAUAGGCAUUGACUUUAUCACUCCCACCCCACACCCCAGGUCCGCUGUCCGCCCGACUCAGAGCCUGCCCCAACUCUCCCCAAGUCCCCGCCCAACCCCAAGCCCCUGGCUCCCAGAUCCCGGUCUUCUGCACCCUCCAGCCUCACCCCAGCCCCUCCCCACUUCAGCCCAGCCGCCCUUUGCCUUCUGCCCAGACCCCACUCCCCACCCCCUCUCUGCUGACCCUCCCCCCAACUAAGUCAAGCCACCAUGCCAUCUCAUUUUUGAGUUUGUUUUAAGAAAUAAAAAACUUAAAAAGACAAAAAAAAAAAAAAAAAAGCAUUGUUCGCUGUGCCGGGUGGUCAUCUGGUACGCUGCCUGGCCGCUCUCAACGUGAGGCGUUGAUGGAGUGCUAACCAUUCUGGUCCUUGGCUUCCCCAACGCAAAAUUUGACAAUUGGAUGCACCAAUCUGGUUCUCUACUCCAUGUUUUCUUUGCACUCUUCACGUGGCAGGGAGUAGCUGGGUCACCUGGUGACCAGGGCGUGAGGCCCGGCUGCCUUCCUGUGAGGACUGCUCAUCCAUUCACCACCUCACCCUCCACCACCAUCCGGUCAGGGAGCAUUUCCAAGCACCUGCUGCACGUGCGAGGGAGAGUGCAGGGAGCCGUGGGAUGUGCAGACUGAGGGGGACAGUCUGGGACGGGGGCGGCCACGCAGGUAUCCCCGGGAGCCGAGCGCAGUGCAGGUAAAAUGCCGUGGGAGCGGAGAGUCCUGAGCAGACGUCUCCCUUCGAAUGCCACCAUCCUUCCCACGUGACACAAGAUCUCUAGCCAGCACACGAUGAGGCCGCCCCACCCAAAUUUCACAGCGCCCACCCCAGUGCCGCAGGAGCAGUGCUAGCAUCUCGCCUCUGUCUCCACGUCGCGCAGAAAUGGCUCACUCCAUACUCAAUGGGCAACCAUAUCUGCUGAGAGUGUCGGGAUUUGACUGCUCGGGUGCCCUCGGGCACUUGGUGUGGUGUGCAGUUUACGAGGGAGGAGCUAAAGGAGAGCUGAGGCGCAUUCUCUACUCGGACCCAAAUUCUGAGAGAGGAGGAGGGGUACUGAUAAUCUGUAACCAAAAUGUUCACAAAGAGAUGUCUUUGGUGAUCUUUUGAGCUUUUCCCGCCUACCAAAAGUCCAGACAAUGCAAAAAAACCUUGUUUAUUGCAAAAUAAACAACAAGGGCUUCUAA
Messenger RNA from Heterocephalus glaber (naked mole-rat), 4086 nucleotides. RefSeq names its product delta like non-canonical Notch ligand 1 (gene Dlk1). Gene Ontology annotation, biological process: axon guidance; Notch signaling pathway. The record is from RefSeq and is a predicted model, not a curated record. Gene Ontology annotation, cellular component: plasma membrane; cell surface; signaling receptor complex. Gene Ontology annotation, molecular function: calcium ion binding. NCBI's taxonomy places the organism in Eukaryota, Metazoa, Chordata, Mammalia, Rodentia, Bathyergidae.